This is a messenger RNA of Closterium sp. NIES-65, 1503 nucleotides long. Lineage: Eukaryota; Viridiplantae; Streptophyta; Zygnematophyceae; Desmidiales; Closteriaceae. The record is from the annotation of a GenBank genome assembly.
AUGGUAAGGCUGGCUGUUGUUCCGGCUGCGCCAUGCCAACGUGAGCUCAGCGCAGCUGUCGCUCGGCAGCAGCUAUGCCAAUCCCUCACCUCCAUACGCUCGUGCCACCCCCUGCCCAUUCCCCAUGCUCAUCCCCAUAUCCCCUCCCCUCCUAUCCCCUUUCCACCCGCCCGUUUCUCCCCCGUCCCCUUCCCCCCAUCCCCUCCGUCCCAUGCGCACCACCGGCCCCACUGGAUGCUGGCAAGAACAUUCUUUCUGAUGGAGCGUAGUAACGAGGGAGCCCCCUCCUCCCCGGACUGGGAGAGCUUAGGUGUGGUGAAGAGCCUCGGGGCACAGAGCGCGAGGGUGAAUGUGCUGCCCCACCUGCUGCCGUGGCUCUCUUCCAGCGCCGCUGCCAGCCUGCGGCAUGGCUCCUGUGCCACCCUGCUCGACUACCACUCCACGCAAACCAAGUUUGAAGGCACCAAUGUGCACUCCUCGCUCUGCCCUCCCUCCCCUCCCUCCCUCGUUGCCGCCACUGUAUUCUAUCCCGUCUCCCUCAUCUCUCGCCUUCGGCAACUCACCCUCGUCUACGUCCCCGACUCAAAGCUGCCGUCACCCCACCGCCCUCCUGCUGCCCUUGCCACUGCACCUGCUCUUGCCCCUUCCACUCCACCUUCUCCCUCCGGUUCUGCUAUCGUCCCUCUGUCUCCCACUCCUGCACUUGUUGCACUUGAGAUCACUCUUGUUCGCGCCUCGCCUCGCCGCCUGCCCUCACGUCUCACCCCCUCAAAGCCUGUCGAGAUAUCGCUUAUCAGAGACAUCAUAUCGUUCGUGUCCCGGCGAGCGUCAACAAAUGCGGCGAAAGAGGGUCUGUUGAAUGCAAGUGUGCAAGAAUUGGCUGAUACAGAUGCGCCUGGUCUGUCAGAUGAAGAUGUGAAGGAGCUGAAUUGCAUGCUGAAGACAUGGGGAGUUGAUGCUGAUGCAAAGCAGCUAGACACUGUUGUUGACGAGUAUGGAAGGACUGCGGUGCAUGUUGCUGCUCGCGAUGGGGAUGUAUUUGUGGUGCAGGCGCUAUUGGGGCUGGGCAUGCUUGUUAGCGUGCGCUGCAACAACCGCAGCACACCCAUGCACCGAGGUGCGUGGGGCGGGCAUGUGGCGUGCAUGAAACUGUUGCAACGUUAUGGUGCUAACAUCCGUGCUUGCACUAACAAAUGCUGUGAGUGUACAGAGAAGCAUCUGCUGUUGCCCCCUACCGUCUUCCUCUCCGCACUAUUGUGCACAGUGCAACUGCUUCUUGCCUAUUAUUCCCUCCCACCCACCUUCUCCCCAUCAUUCAUUCCUUCCUCCCACUGUCGCUCUGCCCGCUCCCCCCGUUGCGCUCCCCCCGUGUGCCACUCCCACAGGGACCCCACUGCACAACGCAGCGAGGCAGGGCAAGUGGGAGGCAGUGAAGUGGCUGGAACGGCAGGGAAUAGUCCCCCAGGAGGUGGAGACCAACCCCUCGCCGGAGGUGCUGCCUGA